ACAACAAAAACAAAAAAUAGAAACAAAAACUAACAACAACUACAAAAUGAUCAAAGGUAUUCUAAUACAGCGCAAAAGUCAGGAGGAUGCCAGCUAUGCAAAGCAACUCAAAAUGGAGCACGCCGAUCUGGUGGCCGAAAUGCAAACCGUGGAGAGUCUACCCACACACGAGCGAUUGCAAUUGGCAAGACUGCGGCGUGCUCAACAAUUGAAGUUGGCCCGUCAAAAGGAAAAAGAAUGGGUUAAAUUGCAGCGGUCCAAAGGGUAUACCGGAAGUGGUGGCAGCGGCGGGGGCAGUGGCAGCGGUGGCGGUGGUUCGACAAAUAGCCAUCUACUGAAUGGCGGCGGCGAUACAACUCAUCAUUUCCGGCAUGCGAAUGGCACGGCCACGUUAAGCGGUCGCCGUCACAUCUCUUUUGAGAAUAGUGUGGUGCUAUUGGAGGCCGCAUCGCGGAAUGAUAUGCCCGAGGUGGCUGCAUUGCUGCAGCACGGCAUUACACCGGAUGCAGCCAAUGAGGAUGGGCUGACGGCCAUGCAUCAGGCGUGCAUUGACAAUAAUGUGGAUAUGCUGCGUCUCCUGCUCGAGUAUGGGGCCAAUGUGGACGCCCAGGACAGUGAUAAAUGGACGCCGUUACAUGCGGCGGCCACGUGUGGCCAUUUGGAGCUGGUGCGCAUACUCAUACGGCAUGGUGCUAAUCUAUUGGCCGUCAACACGGAUGGUAAUAUGCCCUACGACCUGUGCGAUGAUGAGAACACAUUGGAUUUCAUCGAGGGCGAGAUGGCUCAACGUGGCGUUACCCAGGAGCUAAUCGAUGAAACGCGCUCCUCCACGGAGCGCGUCAUGCUGAGAGAUCUCAUGGAAUUGGCACGCACUGGCGGCGAUCUCGAAGAGCCGGACUAUCAGUGUGCCACUCCGCUUCAUAUUGCUGCGGCCAAUGGUUAUGUCCGUGUGGUGGAAUUUCUACUGGAGCAGCAUGUCAAUGUUGAUGCCAUGGACAAGGAUCUGUGGACGCCAGUGCAUGCGGCUGCAUGUUGGGGACAUCUUGAGGUUUUGGAGAUGCUCGCCCAAUGUGGCGCCGAUUUGAAUGUACGAAACAAAGACGAUGAAACGCCCUCGGAUAUUUGUGAAGAUCCGGAGAUAAGGGAACGCAUCGAGCAACUGAAAACUGAGCAGGAGAGCAAACGACUGGCGGAGGCGCAACGAAGGCGCGUUCGACGCUCACAGAGCAAUAAUACCAGAGCCCAAUCGGUGCGUCGCACUAGUUUACGCGAUAAGACACUGACAACCAAAAAAGAUGCCGUCGAAGAGACUCGCCUGCGUUUGCAGGCCCAGGAGGCUACGGCCACCACGGAGGGUGGCGGUGGUGCUGCUCCAUCGGGGGCUACCGAUUUACCCAAUGGCUAUGGCGGCUAUCAGCAUACAAAUAUUAAUAAUAAUACCAACAACAUUAACAACAAUGGCGAGAAACGCCCAUCAACGGCCAGUUUGAAUGGCCAAUUGAUGCCGCAUUCGAAAUCGGCCGAUGCGGUAGACAAUACACAACAUUCCUAUUUACCAAGACGUCCACCCGAUGGCCGGGAGAAUGACUCCGAGCAGCUGCAGCAGCAACAACAAUUCAAAUCGAUUGGAUCGACUGGCCAAGUUGCAGGUGAGCAUCAACGUGCCACCUCGGCAGCGGCUGUUAUUCUGUCCGACAAGGGAACGGCAGCCAGUGCCGAGGCCGUACAAAUUCAAUCAUCCAAGGAGGCUGCCAAUGGCAAAAUCAAUGUCCAGGUCACUGUUUUAGUGGACACAAACAGCACUCAUCAUCAGCAACAUCAACAUCAGCAACAACAACAACAACAACAGCAUCAGGCAUUAUUGUUGCAACAUCAGCAACAACACCAUCAGCAACAUGUUGCCAUGGAUAAUGGUUAUAGUGCUGCUACAUUAUCAAAUUUAAAAAAACAACGUUCGCUUUCACGCACCGCCAAUGUCCUCAAUAAUUUUGAUUUAUCAUCUGCAACAACAACAACAACAUCAUCAUCUGCAACAUCAACCACAAACGCAGGAACAGCCGCAGCCGCAGCAGCAGCAGCAGCAUCCGCAACAACAACAACUAAUGGUUCUGUUUUAGGAGCCGCCACCACAGUGAACAACAACAACCUUAGCACCAGCAACAACAACAAUGGCAACAACACCAGCAACAACAUAAACAACAACAACAACAAUGCAGGAGGUGGAUCAUCUGGAGGAGGAUCAUCAUCAUCAAUAGUGGGAGGAGGAGCUGGAGGAAUCGGAGGACCAAUUGCCACCCAACCCCUGGGCUUGGGUCACAUGAGUCCCAGCUAUUUGGAAUUUGAAACAUCUUCAGCAACAGCCGCCAACAAUUCGAUGAACAAAUUUAGCGGCAUCACCGGCGAUGUGGUCAGCGAUAGCACCAGUUCGAGUCGCAAAUGUUGUAUCCUAAUGUAAACGAGAUGAGCAAACGUUUAGAGAAUUCCAAAAAGCGCAGGGGGAAGAGAGGGAGAAAGUUGCAAGUUUUUUCCAAAGUUUCGUAUAACAAGUCUUUCUUCCUUUCGAAACUAUAUCAAGAAUAGUUGAUAAGGAUUCUUUACCAUGGCGAUUCGAAGAUUGUUUUGGACAUCGAUUUAGAGUACCCAAAAUAUCUUCCCAAAAUCAAAAGAAAAGAAAAAUGUUUUGAUAUUCAUUUUGUUUCAUUCCAAUAUUACAAAAUGCAAUCGGUUUUUUUUUUUUUUUUUGUUUUUCUAGUCUAAAAUUGAUUAUUUCUAUGUAUUCAGUUUUCGAC
Drosophila willistoni is the source of this 2789-nucleotide messenger RNA. RefSeq names its product protein phosphatase 1 regulatory subunit 16A (gene MYPT-75D). Gene Ontology annotation, molecular function: phosphatase regulator activity; protein binding; enzyme inhibitor activity. NCBI's taxonomy places the organism in Eukaryota, Metazoa, Arthropoda, Insecta, Diptera, Drosophilidae. Gene Ontology annotation, cellular component: cytoplasm. Bases 47 to 2455 code for a protein of 802 amino acids. The transcript has 7 exons. The record is from RefSeq and is a predicted model, not a curated record.